Messenger RNA from Apiotrichum porosum, 1056 nucleotides. RefSeq lists its product as uncharacterized. Bases 1 to 1056 code for a protein of 351 amino acids. The record is from RefSeq and is a predicted model, not a curated record. NCBI's taxonomy places the organism in Eukaryota, Fungi, Basidiomycota, Tremellomycetes, Trichosporonales, Trichosporonaceae. Gene Ontology annotation, molecular function: cysteine-type deubiquitinase activity. The transcript has 5 exons. Gene Ontology annotation, biological process: protein deubiquitination.
AUGCCCGGUGCCAAGCGCCGCGCGCUCAAGAAGCUCCUCAAGCCCGAGUCGACCGAGUCCGAGUCGCCCGUCAACGGCACCUCGACGUCUGCUUCGACCACCGACGACUCGAGCGUCAGCUCCGUCCCCGUUCCCGCUGGGCAGCAGUCGGGCGACUCGGCGUCCGACGUCGCGUCCUCGCCCACGCCAGUGUCCACGUCCCCGCUCGCUGCGGCGAUCGCGUCCUCGGUGCCCGUGGCAGCCGUAGUCGGUGCGCCUGUGGCCGGCGGUGGUGGGAUGUACGGCGGGAACCUCUGGGGCGCACAGCGCGGAGGCAAGAAGAGCAGCAAGCAGAGGUUUGCGGAGAGGCAGGCCCGCAAGAAGCAGGCCAUCCUCGAGUCUGCUCCCCCGACCGACCCGGGAUGGAACGCCCAGCUGGAAAAGGAGCGCCAGGAGGAGAUUUCCGUCAUUGGCAACGCGUGCGAGGUGCUGAACCGCGAGAUCUUUGAGAUCCAGCCCGAUGGACACUGCAUGUUCGCUGCUGUUGCGGACCAGUUGGGGCUCAUGGGCGUGUUGCCCGCCCACCAGCCGGCCCCUGGCGUCGUUCAUAUCGCUACCACCCGCCCAUUUAUUACCCUGCUCAAGCACUUUGCUAACGUACAGUCCAAUAACCCGUACCACACCCGCCGCGUCGCCGCCCAGUACAUGCGCGACAACCAGGCCGACUUCCUUCCCUUCCUUGCCAGCGUCGACGGCGAGGACAUGCCCGGUGCCACGGACGACGGUCUCAUGACCGAGGACCAGUUUGGAGAGUACUGCCACCGUGUGGAAGGCACUGCCGAGUGGGGUGGCGAGCCAGAGAUCCAGGCGCUGUGCCGUGCAUUCGACGUCCCAAUCCACGUCAUCCAGCGUGGUCCUCCUACUGUGGUCUCUCACGGCGGCGCCAACGACGCGUUUGGGGGAGCGACGACGCCCGAGAAGAGCCUCGACUGCGGAGAGCGCGUCGUGCGUAUCUCGUACCACCGCAGGAUGUACGGUCUCGGAGAGCACUAUAAUUCGCUCCGCCCCGCCACGUAG